GGAAGGGGAGGAAGGAAUGCGUGGGGGGGGUGGCGAGGAAGUCCUCAGGUCGGUCACCUCCCAAGCCCUCCGUUCACGCGCGUGUCCUGUGCUCCCGUGUUUUCCCUUCUUCCGCAGGCCCGGCCGCCCGACGGCUCCUGCCCGCCGCCUGACCGUGGCCCCCGCGGCGCCCCCGGGGCAGCCCCUCGGAGCGCGCAGGCCGCGCGGGGCGCCAUGGCCCUGCUGCCCGGGCAAGCGGACGGCUCCGGCCCGGCGCGGCUGGUCACCAUCAACGUGGGCGGCUGCCGCGUGCGCCUGCCCUGGGCCGCGCUGGCCCGCUGUCCGCUCGCGCGCCUGGAGCGCCUCCGGGCCUGCCGCGGCCGCGACGAGCUGCUGCGCGUGUGCGACGACUACGACGCGGGCCGCGACGAGUUCUUCUUCGACCGCAACCCGUGCGCCUUCCGCGCGCUGGCCGCCCUGCUCCGCGCCGGGAAGCUGCGGCUGCUGCGCGGCCCGUGCGCGCUGGCCUUCCGCGACGAGCUGGCCUACUGGGGCAUCGACGAGGCGCGCCUCGAGGCCUGCUGCCUGCGGCGCCUGCGAAGGCGCGAGGAGGAGGCGGCCGAGGCGCGCGCCGGGCCCGAGCCGGGGCCCCCCGAGUUGCCCGCGCCCCGCGAGCCCCGCGAGUCUCGAGACGGCGCGCGCCGGCGCCUCCGCGACGUGCUGGAGAAUCCGCGCUCCGGACUGGCGGGCAAGCUCUUCGCCGGCGUCUCCGUCUCCUUCGUGGCCAUUAUGGCGGUCAGCCUCUGCUUGAGCACCAUGCCCGACGUCCGCGCAGAGGAGGAGCGGGGCGAGUGCUCCCCCAAGUGCCGCAACCUCUUCGUGCUGGAGACGGCGUGCGUGGCCUGGUUCUCCUUCGAGUUCCUGCUGCGCUCCCUGCAGGCGGAGAGCAAGUGCGCCUUCCUGCGGGCGCCGCUCACCAUCCUCGACCUGCUGGCGCUGCUGCCCUUCUACGUGUCGCUGCUGGCCGACCUGGCGGCGGGCGCGGGCCCGGGCCCGGGGCGCUCGCUGGAGCGCGCGGGGCUGGGGCUGCGGCUGCUGCGCGCGCUGCGGGUGCUGCACGUCGUGCGCCUGGCGCGCCACUCGCUGGGGCUGCGCUCGCUGGGGCUGACGGCGCGCCGGUGCGCGCGCGAGCUGGGCCUGCUGCUGCUCUUCCUCUGCGUGGCCAUGGCGCUCUUCGCGCCGCUCGUGCACCUGGCCGAGCGCGAGCUGGGCGCGCGCCGAGACUUCUCCAGCGUGCCGGCCAGCUACUGGUGGGCCGUGAUCUCCAUGACCACCGUGGGCUACGGCGACAUGGUGCCGCGCAGCGUGCCCGGCCAGGUGGUGGCGCUCAGCAGCAUCCUCAGCGGCAUCCUGCUCGUGGCCUUCCCGGUCACCUCCAUCUUCCACACCUUCUCGCGCUCCUACGCCGAGCUCAAGGAGCAGCAGCGGCGCGCCGCCAGCCCCGGGCCGGGCCCCGACGACGACGACGACGACGACGGCACGCGCGACGACAGCACGCGCUCGCCCACCGAGGACGACGGCGCGCACUCCCCGGCCGAGGACGGCGCGCUGGGCCCCGCGGAGGAGCAGGGGGCGGCCGGCGGGGGGCUGCAAUGA
Choloepus didactylus (southern two-toed sloth) is the source of this 1635-nucleotide messenger RNA. It is a transcript of the gene KCNG2, whose product is annotated as potassium voltage-gated channel modifier subfamily G member 2. The record is from RefSeq and is a predicted model, not a curated record. Gene Ontology annotation, cellular component: membrane; voltage-gated potassium channel complex. Gene Ontology annotation, molecular function: voltage-gated potassium channel activity. The coding region runs from base 214 to 1635 and encodes 473 amino acids. Gene Ontology annotation, biological process: potassium ion transmembrane transport; protein homooligomerization. NCBI's taxonomy places the organism in Eukaryota, Metazoa, Chordata, Mammalia, Pilosa, Megalonychidae. The transcript is spliced from 2 exons.